Messenger RNA from Porites evermanni, 5111 nucleotides. The record is from the annotation of a GenBank genome assembly. NCBI's taxonomy places the organism in Eukaryota, Metazoa, Cnidaria, Anthozoa, Scleractinia, Poritidae.
AUGAAAGAUUACAAAGAUUACAUGCACCUUGUAUGUCCAUACUCGUGCGGCCUCUGUAACGGUAAAAUAAACUUUUAUACCUUUACAUACUACUUGCUCACAUUGUUGAUGCUAAGCCGUGAUAUUUCUAAUAGCCUGCUUGCACUCCACUAAAUUUCUCUUUAAAAACCUCUCGGGUUACUUAUCCCGCGUUUUCAAAACAAGGCGAUUAAACGAGAUGGGAUUAGGGAGAGACACAGAAAGAGGGACCUCUGGCGCUUGUGUAAUUUAUAACAAACUUAGAGGCAGAUCCAGAAAAUUCAGAGAGGCGUCGCCAGGACACUUGCCAACUAUAUAGAUACUAUUUUUUGUACUCAGAAUUCCUAGUAAAAGAAAAUAUUACAGAAAAGGUAAGGACGCUGUCUCUCGACCCUACCCUUAAAUCGGCCCAUGAAACUCUCCGUCAACCCGGCAAGGAAUGUUAAUAAACACAGUGACAGUGGAUGAAACAAGACUUGUUUCCCAAAUAAUAAAUAUCAACCCCCUUAUUACCUAUCAGCCCAUAAUUGGUUGGGACAGAGAGGGAAUCUUAGGGCCUUGAUGUCUACCUCCCCUACUCUAGGCCUUCCUGCCUAAUAUUAUCGAACUUCUCGUUAAAAGAUGAACGGAACACCGUUAUGGACCUUAGCUUGUUAAUGAAUGAAGGACCAAAAAAAUACUAGAUUGGGAAAAAAGCGUCUUAGAGAAGUAGAAUUGAGUUCAGUUAUCACGUGACCGCCAUAAAUGACCAUCAUUAAAUCCCGCGCGGGCGCCACCCCCUCUUCUGAGCCCAAUCCCUCUCGUCCCUAUUUCGUUCCUGUGGGCAUACGGCAAGACGGAUUAUUUGAUGGAAAGAAAUUGGCUUGGAGAGAAACAGGUUGCAAGCAGUCUAUGCUUCUAAGACAUAAUGGACUAAGUAUAACUCUUUCAUUGCUAACAAAAACUGACAAUAUCACUGAGUAGCGAAUCCUCAAUAACAGAAUGAUUUGUAUUAAUUAGUGUAAUGUAGCACUCUGAGAAUCCAUCCAUGCCAUCACUAGUUAAAGUCGCUCUCUCGGUGUAAAAGGUUUCAUUUGUGUGAACACACCACAGAUUUUUAUUUCCAGACUCCAAAGACUGAAGUAUUAGCUCGCACAGCCAGAAGCCUUCUGCUAAAGCAUAACAGUACUAUGAACAUACAAUAUAUAUACUAUUACUCAAUAGCUCCCAUGUAUGGAGACAUUAAACGUCGCGAACCAAAACUGAAGUUAAAGCCAUUUCGUAUACAGCUUUGAAUGCCAUCAAUUUACUAUGACAGAACUUCCCCAAUGAGCAUGAUCAAUUGUAUCUUACUUGCAGACAUCUUAGGUGACCUGAGCGCCUCCGGGGAAGCAACGUCCGGUACAGGUUACCAAGGAGAAAGUCAAGACAACGCACACAGAGUAAUACCAGAAGUUGGCGAAGAUUUUGAGGGCAUCACAGAGAAAGAAAAGAGUUCUAAGCACAUCGGUGAGAGAACAGAUCAUAAAGAUGAAAACGAGAGUCUGUCAGGAUCAGGUGAAGAACAGGACGGCCCUAUUUUUCGUGGAACGGCAACCAAAAAAGCAGAGUCUCGAUUUCAUGGUGAGGUCGAACAGCAAGGCGAGUCAGGUGAUCAGCAGCCUAUUUCCGGUUCCGGUAUUAAUCCUACUGGCGCUAAUUUUUGGGCUGUUGUUAGAAUUGAACCUGAGUCAGUCAACGGAGGAAGCAAACGAGAGCACCAACUAAAUCGUAGAUCUGAUACAUUCAUUCCUCAGGAGGCGACAGAAGGCAGUGCGUCCGGUAUGGACACUUCCGGUGAGAUUCCAAGUCGGAAAAACCAGAUUCCAGUUGAAAGUUUCUCAGGCCAGGAUGUAACUUCUGGAGAAAAUAAUGUCAAUCAAAGAGAUCAAGUUGCGACCACAAGUUCCUCCAAGGAGAAUGCCGUUUCUGGCGAAGACGACGCACCGUUCGAGAGUUCCUCCACUGAAUCAGAAUUAGACUCGGGUUGCUCCUCCGGUGAAGGAUGUUUUGAAUCUGAUGGUGUUCAGGAAGAACAGGGCGGGCAAAGUAAUUCACGAUCAGUCAUCGCCAAGCUUGAGGUAGAUGCAAUUGCUUCUGGAAGUGCAAGUAAUUCUGGUGAUUCGUCAGAUGAUGUCUCGCUUCAUCCACAUUUCGAUGUUCUAGCUGGUCCUUAUGAUGAUAAAACGCCUACUUCCGGAGGCGCUCCGUUGAGUUCCGGUUCCGGAAGUGAACUUGGUAAUGUUUUACACAAUAUCGAAGACGCCAUUUUCGAGAAAGGUGAACCUUUAGAGAUUAGCCGCGAUGCUUCUUCCGGUUCUGGACUUUCAAGUGUUGCACAUACUGACAAUCAGAAUGACUUUGCGACAUCUGGUUCAGGGUCUGGUACCGUCGACAAGGAGGAAAAUCAAGAGGUAUUUGUAACUCCGCAAAACCACACUGAGAAGAUCAGCCUUAUGGAAAAGAUGAUGAAGGUGGGAAAGCUGCAAGCGUUUGGGAUCUCUCACGUGGCUAAUGUUGGGGGUACAAGCAGGAACAAAGUACCUAGCCUUGAGUCAGCAGUGCAGUCAGAUUUAGGUAAGCGGAGUACGCUCUACGCGCGCCUGCGUGGGAGGCUAGCUUUUUUGUGGAUGAAGUCUUAUUCCCCAAAAAAGAGAGUGUCUGGCAAAUUGUUUCCAAUCAAAUAUUUGUGAACUCGUGUCUGGCAAACUCCCCGAGUGUUUAUAUCUAAACAGUUAUACGCACCUUACAACUUCAUCUGCGCUUAACGAAUGUCUUUUGAUCCAUAACUUUCAAAACAGCUGCUCCACAGAAUGUAACUUACAACACGUAACGCAAAUGAGUAUCGAAGUAUGGCUGCACAAUAAAUGUCACAAAACCUACCUAAGCGGUCCCUUCGGGAUUUUCUGUUUUACGUCAUGCUAACCAUCUCUCACUUGCGGGCGCGACUAAUAGAAACGUCAUUAUUGCCCAACGAUUCCCCCCUGCCCCUUUUCAAGCAAAUCGAGAUUUUUUCUGGCAUGCUGACUGUAUAUUUCAACUGUAAGUACUUUCCUUAAUAUACGCGCUAGCUACUAGAGUGCCUCCUGCGGGGUCAGCUAAUUUUUUGGUUUAACUUGGCCAAGAGAACUCAACCACUCAAUUCUAAAUAGUCACUGAAUCGUGAACUGAUUAGCAGAAUUCUAAUGGGUGCAUAUUUGAAAUUAGGAAUUUACUUCUGGGAAGUCCUCUGCACCGAGAGAAAAAACAACUUUGUUUCGGGACUGACAAGUAGGAAAGAGGAGCUAAUCUGUCACUGAAAUCUAUUAAAGAUCGAUUUCAUUUAUAUUACAGUGAUAAUGUUGGCACAGUAUAUUUGAUUGAUGUUGACUCUCCAGCCUGCGAUUUGUGCUCUAUCUCCUUGCUUCAUUUGGAACGACCGACUAAUUCAUUUAAUUUCGUAUACAACGUUUAUGAUCCACAGGAAAAGGAGAGAAAGUAUCAAUUAUCUUAAAUCAAGAUUUCCACGAUGGAUAUGCAAAUGAGAAUUCCGCGGCUUAUGAAAUUCUCGCCAACAGUGUCAAAAAAGAGGUAAGAUGCCAAGAGCGACUAGGUAGAUCACUAAGAAACUCAUCACUCAGCGAAAUUAUGCACAGCUAUCACUGAAGUCAAUAUUUUCAACCGUUUAAUGCGCAAGCCUUCAAUAGUAACCUCCUUUCACUGUAGUUCAAAGUAGCGUUUUAUUUGUUAAAACUCAAGCAUACCAUAAAUCCUCUAUUAAGCUCCUCCUCUCUCUAAUAAGUCCUCCUCUUUUCAGGGGAGGAAUGAUAUUACCCCCCUCCUCCUCUCCCCUUUUUUGUUAAGUAAUGAAGUGUAUUAAUCCCGAUCACGACUCCAACACUUCAGGUGGACUGGAUGGUCGGAUUUGUCAGUUUUUGAUCUUCGGCUACAUUGCCUCCACUUUCAUGCUAUGCUUGAGCUUUUCCACUUCGCUUUCUUGAUUGUAUGGAGAAUUGAUGUCAUCAUUUUUGCAUUCACACCAAAGGUUAAACAUGUUUAAAAGCUGUUUCGUUAAACACAGUUUAAAUUUGUUUUCUUCGUAGAAGUAGCUUACUGUACUUUUAUUGAUUGCAAAUUUUGUGCAAUUACAUAAGGUGUUUAAUUUUAUUUGAAUUCUGUGUGGAAGCCUGCGUUCCAGUUUUCGGUUACUUAUUUUCAUUUGGUGAAACCUACAAUUGUAGUUCAUUUCAAAAACAUAUUUAGUUGGUGUGAAUGGGGUAAAUUAAAUAACUUCUCCCCCCCCCUCCAUAACGUGCUUGACGUAAAUAAGCCCCCUCGGGGGCUUAAUAAUAGAGGAUUUAGACCGUAUAUGGCAGUCUGGUGAGAACGGGAAUUUUUUGAAAAAGUCAGUGAUGCCAUAGCUCACGCCUUUUAACAAACAAUUUGUGUUGCCUGUAGCUAACCUUUAAACUUUUUUGGCAGGUUGAAAAAGUUCUAGGAAGUAACGCAGUGGUUUCUGAAAUUUCCUUUUCGUAAGUAUCACUUCGACGUCGAUGAUAACAAAUGUUGUAGCCUGCAAUACAUUGCUUGCUCCUCGCCGUUUGGGACGUUUCGCCAGGCGAGGAGAAACGGCGCUGUAUUUACAGGCUACUAGUGUUGGAACUUCAUUCAGGCAGCCUGCAUGUAUACCAGCUUGAAUAAUGACUGGUACUGAAUAGGCCAUCUGCACGAUGACGUCAUUUGACUACUAAGACCAGAAUCCUUCAGGGUUUUGCUUUGUUGUGUAAAUUAGGGGUCUUGUUAUUUAAACCUCGCUGGGAUUUCCAAAUUUGAAUAUGAACUGAAAAACGAAAAGGAUUCUGGUCAUAGUAGUAAAAUGACGCCAUCAUGCAAAUGGACUGUUCAAAGUAAAAAUGCAACAUUUCAUUCUCCUCUUUAUCAACAGGGAAAUCCGAGAACCAAGACAAUCACCAAGCUUUUCCAAGGUUAUGACGACAUUUAAACUUCUUGGUGACACCAAAAAAUUGGAAAAGGCGGUAAAGAAGGGAACAAUAAACAGUUUGGUCGUGGACAAGAAAUUUUUUCACGCAAGUUGA